AUGCCACAAAGUGGGCGUGGGCUGACCGCGAAGAGGAUUGUAGAAUGUGCUCUCUUCGCGGGCGUGGUCAUCAUAGUCUUCUCUAUGCUGGAGACGAUGUUUGGCCAGAGCAACGCCGUCGGUCAGGUGCCCAUGGUGCCCAUCCAGUCCCAGCAGCUCCUGUUGCAGUCCCUGGAGCGACGCCGGAAGGAGGUGGAGGACGAGGACGAGGACGACGAGGAGGAUGGCUCCAGUGCCACGAGCGAAGAGACGACUGUGCUUUUCGAGUCGACGACGCAGGCUGAUGGCGAAGGCACACAAAGCAAGCAUGACAUCCAAGAUGCAUCUGAUGUCCAAAGCGACGAACUUCUGGGGUCAGCUUCUUUGGACCCACAGCAGGCGGAUACCGUGAGGCGAGGCCUCUGUUCGUGGUUGUUGAACGUUGCUUCAUUCCAAGAGGUGGAAACGCUUCAACUCACCACUAGGUGGCUUGAUGCUAGCUCUGGCUCGGAAGUCAACCUCCGGCUCGACCGCCUCCUCAGCAAAGAUCCAGAAGCUGGCUGGGUGACUUGCGCCUCCGAGAAUGAGCUGUGCAAGUGCACGAGUGGCCACGUGCGCUACGGCCACCGGCAAAAAGGUUGGUACACCAAGAAGGGCAAGGAGGAGAUUGUGUGCCUGCUCGACCGAUUUGGGAAGACUGACAUGGCCUAUGGCAUGCUGAAGACAUGUCAAUGCCACGAUCCGCCUCACCGGGAAAUUGGAGUGGAGGAUCUUGCAACAUUGGUCCAGCUGCCGCACGAUCCGGGAGGCCGCGAUCCAGUCGGCCCAGCUCCAGGUACGCUCUGGAAAGUCAUCGACAGCUUAGUGGCAUGGAUCGAGAAGGCAGACUCCUCACAGCUGUUGGCGCUGUCCCGAGUUUACCAGUGGAUGGAGGCCAGUGGCGACUUCUCGAAGAUUGGGGCCGCCAUUGCCAAAGCUGCGACCAAGGCACUUCUGGGUGGAAAGACUUGCGAGGAUGGUUCCAAGGCUGACCUUCACAAGUGCGCACACUAUGCCUUGGAAGUAUGCCCUGCUGCUUGCGGAAAGCACACCGAUCUCCAGAAGCAGAAAUGGAGGACUGGGCCAUCGACGCCGGCACAGGAGUGCCUCACCUCCAGAGUGGCCCAGCUUUGGUCCUGCAACGACACCUCGCGAGUGCUAGAUGACAGCAACGGGCAUGCAGCAGCCCAAAGCGUUUUGCAUCGGGGUCUCGAGGCAAUGUGUGAGGAGACGACUUUGCAGCCUUUGUGGCAGACCUACUUGGACUGUGACUUCCUUGAUCAGUACCAGCGCUGGACCUCUGAGUCUGGCUGGCUGGAGGAAGCCUUCGUGACAUAUGUCGCAGGAGUGCAGGACUCUAUCUACAGCCUCCAGGCGACCAACCUCAUCCGCUCGAUUGACCUCUUCUCCUCCAAGCCUGUUGUGGUAGUGGUUUUCGACGAACAAUACAUUCCGCCGUGGCAGUGGCGACAAUUCCCCAACGUGAUUGUGUACAAAAUGCGGCCAUUGCCAGGAAAAGCCGUGUCCUUCAAUUUCAAUAAGCUUCGCGCCAUGAUCGGCGCGAGAGCCCUUGCGGGCAUUCAGCUGGACACCGACCAGCUGAUUGCGCCAGGGCUGGAGAGGAUGUUCGCCGCAUCGCGUCGUGAGAUCACCUCACACUACCCGUGGCCAAUGCUUCCGGUCCACUGGAUGUCACGAGACGCGAAAAAGGGAGAGCUCUACUCCGAUAUGAACUUUGAGGGAUGGUCUGGCCACAGGACUAUGAGGUGGGGUCACGCGCACCCGUCAUGGACGUACUGGGCCUUGCCCUUCCUGGCCGAUCUCCUUCACGAGAGGUUCGUCGCCGGCUUCAGGACCAAAAUGAAGGCCUGGAACAUCAAGGUCUGGGAUCUGGAUGCCGCAACCUCUAGCGGCCUUUCGGCUGUCCUCGCAGACAACAAGAAGUCGCCUCGACAGGUCAGGUUUGGAUCUUUCAUGAUGGAGGACGAGGACAUGCUGAACGUGGGUCUCUGGCGUGACAGGGCAACGAAGGAGUGGUGCAAGUUUGACUUGGAAUGGGCUCUGUUCAAAGAGAGAUGGCAGCUGGAUUUAAAGCCUAUGCAAGAUUCCAAGUGGUAUCCUGAUGGCGUACCCGUCGUGUACCUCUCCAUGCACAACACCAAGCAGUUCGAGGUGACGGACUGGCUUCUGUCCUGGUUUGCAAGAUGCCACAGCUUCAAGCCGCGCAAGUGCCCAUCGCCAGGCAAGGCACCCCCACCGCAAUGUCAGGAGGAUUCCUCGGCGGAGCGGAAGCUCAGACGACGUCCACAUCAGUACGUGGAAGACAUGUGCGCUCUGGUGACGCUUGACAGGCAGCUCGUCACGUUCUGUUUGGCUGUUUCAGUGCAUUCUUCGCUCUUCUCAACUGUGGCCACCUUGAAAUGGUUCUCACGGCAAGGCCCUGAGAAGUUUGCAGCAUACCUCAUUGCCCUCAUGUUGCCGCAACUUCGUCGCGCAACGGACGAGCGCAACGCUUGCCGACUCUUCGUGCGACUGCUGGGUGCAUCCAUUCCCGGUCUCGCAGAGCCAGGACUGCUUAUGCGAGAGCAUCCGUGCGUGGAGGUGGCCUUCGGUGAUGCUGUGAAGGAGUCCGAGCCUGCUGAGUAUGUCUCAGUGGGCACCCCAACCUUUGGCUGUGUCAAGAAAGAAGGUUUGGCUCCAACGGGUCUGCAGGAUUGCGAGUGGCACUUCGGGGACACCAUGGUCUUCACCGUUCAGCUUGCAGGGCUGACUUCGGGUCUCUCCCUUCGCCUGCACACCCGGAGUGACAUGCGCUUGGGUCCCUUGCAGCUGGACCUUGCGCGGCCAAGCCAAGUAGGGUGCUGUACGCUCGACAUGAGGCGCCGGAUUCUUCCGGCAUGCUCCAAGCAAAGGGUCGCUGAGGUCGCAGGCAAAGGCUCUCUGGGCGAUCCAGACAGCAUGAGUGGUCUGCAAGAGCUCUGGGAGUCUGCAGAGAUGCCGUUACCUCUGGUGACUAAUGAUGGCGCUGAUGAAGGAGCAUGGCUUUUGGUGAGUUUCGCGCUGUCCAUCAACCCGGAGUCUCUUGAGAAGCUGGCCUCCCGAGCAGACAGGACCCUCGUCGAGAGAGUUUCCGAGAGUGUUUCGGAUCUGGGUCGACAAGCCCAGCCCGCCUUGCAGUGGGCGUCGGAAUGUUGCGCGACAGAAACCGCCAGGAAUCCCCAAGAGCGAAUCGUCGUGUCCAUGCCAGCCAUGGAACAUGAGGGCGUGGACCCAGGCCAAAGCCAAGGCGGCCAACGCGGCCAAAGCAGCCAAGCACUGGAGCCUGAGAGACGGCAGAGCUGUGCUGGUUCCCCCGCAGCGCAAGCAGUGAAGGCGACAGAAGCGGAACCUGCUCCAGAGCCACCGGCUUAUCCGGAGCCACCGGCUUAUCCGGAGCCUCAAAGCAGGCUGCCGGUCCAUAGCCAGUAUGGAAGAUACGUGGUUUCACCGAAUGCUGUGCCGCUUCACCCCGCGGUGCACAUGCCGUAUGCUGGGUACACUGCACCCAAUCCAUCUUGGGCAUGGUACCAGCCGCAGCUUGCAGCUGCACGAAACAGUGGCUCACGAGGUGGCUUCCCACAGCCAAUGGCUGGGCCACCUCCAUUGCCGCACUUCCGGUAG
Molecule: messenger RNA, 3678 nt
Organism: Symbiodinium natans
Lineage: Eukaryota; Dinophyceae; Suessiales; Symbiodiniaceae
Source: the annotation of a GenBank genome assembly